UAUUUUAUUUCGUAUUUCGAAUUCGCGGUGAGAGGAAGCCAUUGUUUAGUUUCGCGCCAAGUUUUGACAUUUUUUUUUCGCAACCCAAGCAGCUGCGGAGUCUAAGUGUGCCUAGUUGAACAUUUGAUGUCUGUCUGUCACCACAGUGAUAAUGGUGAAAUUUUGGUGGAUGUUCAUAUUAUUUGCGAAAACGGCUUCGGCUAGUGACAAUGAACUGCCCGAUCCAGAAUCUGAGAAAAGUUCAAGAUUCCUCCCCCUCUUCGAAAUGAAACGCUAUGAUCGACCGAUCGGGUCCGGCUUGCCGCCACUAACAAACGUUCCAGUGAUGGGGGAGCGAUGCUCGGCGCGCCUUGAAUCUGCACUGGAGCAGUUGAAACGGAGGAAGAGAAACCAGCCGAAGAGUUUGGACACACCAUUGAGUCAAAGCAUCGAUCUCAACGGCUACAGCCUACACCAAGCACUGAGAAGCGCUCCAGUCGACAUGUACGUCACAAGGAUGCGUGUCAGACUUCCACAAAAUUCAAAUUGGGUUCGUGUGGAAAAAUGCUACUUUGAUCCGAGAAAUGUCUCCCUCGACACAAUGCUGCUAUUCCACGAUUUAACCAUAAGCGGCAACGUUGACUUGUAUGAAGCGAAUGACCUUGACCGAACAAUGCCAGAGAGUAGAAGAUUGAGAAGGAAUUACGCCGAUUUACAGUACGACCCCUAUCCGAGCUACUCGAAGCGCAACUCAAAUGGAUGUAACAUGAUACUAAGACUGAGAAAGGCCGGGAUAGGAUUCCAUACUCAACCUCUGAAUCAGCAGCCCGGCAAAUUUAACGUUAAAACUGACUCAGAGUUCGUUGAACCAGGUUUUAUAAGCGUUUACGCUUACGGUUGUGAGAAAUAUGUCAACAGAAACUCUGUAAAGAAUAAGGACAAUUUGCCUUUGAGACGGAGACGACGGUCUGAUGAAUUCUCGUUUGAACCACGUUUGGAGAAUACUCCUGAAGACGAUAACGCAGACGGCAGAUCAUCUAACAAUUGGGAUUAUAUGUAUGAAUCGAGUAACAACAGAGUCACUUACGAAAGGAGCAAGUUGUUCCGUCCUGAAGACGAUUUGGAUGAAGUGGAGGAUAUUUCGCGGGAGAUGGAAGAUAUUUUCACUAAAGGAAUACGGACUCUACUGACAACAUAUAUGAAAAAGGAGCUACAGCCAGCAAUCAAAGACACGUUAAUGAGGAAUAUGGGUUAUGUGAUCUCUUACGGAUGAUUCUAAUUUUUAAUUUUUUUAUAAUGUAAUAAACUCUAACUUAAUCUCAAUAUGACAACAAAAUGAAUAAGUUAUUUUUUUUUAUUAAGUAUCAUCCUCAGACGACGUUAGAUUGACAGGAUAUAUUUUAAAUUAAAGAUAGUAGUUAGUGUGCGCUACUUGUAAUUCAAAAUAAUAUCCCAAGGGGAUCUCAAUUUACACCCGUAAAUUUAUAUAUCUGAAUAAACUGUAUUUCUUUUUAUUUUAGUGGCCAGUCUAGAAACCUUUUUAUGCAAUUUUACAAUAAUUUGGAAUUGUAUAAAAUGUAGUAUUAAAUACUUUAAAUGAAUUACAAAAUACUAUUAUUUAUUAUUUUCUUCCUUAUUCUUUUUACCAACUGUAAGGAUUACUUAAAUAAGUUAUAUUAACGUUUUUCUGUUUGAUGGACUAAUUUUGAUAGAAUUUCUAACAUACAUAGUGUAAAUUU
Bicyclus anynana (squinting bush brown) is the source of this 1718-nucleotide messenger RNA. RefSeq lists its product as uncharacterized. The coding region runs from base 152 to 1252 and encodes 366 amino acids. NCBI's taxonomy places the organism in Eukaryota, Metazoa, Arthropoda, Insecta, Lepidoptera, Nymphalidae. The record is from RefSeq and is a predicted model, not a curated record. The transcript has 3 exons.